AUGCUCCAGAAGCUCCGGCCUGCCCUGUCUCCCACUGACCAUCUCUUCGUGGGGACCGAUCGCUUCAUGUACUUCACCCUCUCGUGGGAUUCUGACAAGAAGCAACUACAGACGGAGAAGUCAUUCGCUAGUGUCGCUGACAAUGCCGCCCGUGAGUCGCAAACAGGCGAACGAUGUCAUGUUGAUCCUACCGGUCGCUUCAUGACCGUCGAGGUGUAUGAGGGAAUCAUGACAGUCAUACCACUCGUGCAAAGAGGGAAAAAGAGGAAGCAGGAACCAGACAUAGCUCAUCUCGGAGAGCCCCAGCCUGUCAGGUUGUCAGAGAUGUUUGUUCGCUCGUCUGCAUUUCUGCGGCCACGCUCCUUUGAUGACAAGCCCAAGAUUGCUCUCCUAUACGAAGAUUCCCACUCUCAGGUCAAAUUAAAGCUCCGGGAGCUCACGUUUGCUGGUGGUGAUGCUGUGGAAUUAGAAGAGGGCGAGACUUGCAGAGCAGAGCUUGAGCUUGGGUCCAGCCACUUGAUACCCCUUGAGGAGCCCACACAUGGCCUAAUAGUCAUAGCCGAGACAUCAAUUGGAUACUAUGACGACGAGUCUGGGGAGCUACAGACGGAACCAUUGGAAGAGGCUACAAUCUUCGUAGCUUGGGAACGCAUCGACGCCCAGCGAUUCGUACUAGCCGACGAUUAUGGUAGAUUGUACAUGUUUAUGCUCAUUCUCGAUGCAAGACACAAGGUGCGGUCAUGGAAGCUAGACAUUAUUGGAAAAACCUCCAGGGCCUCUGUCUUGGUAUACCUCGAUGCCGGAUACGUCUUCGUCGGCUCACAUCAAGGCGACUCCCAAGUGAUCAAGAUUGCAGAACGGUCCAUGGAGAUUGUCCAGACAUUUUCCAACAUCGCGCCAAUCCUUGACUUCACCAUCAUGGAUAUGGGCAACAGAUCCGGAGAAGGGCAGACGAACGAAUACUCCUCUGGCCAGGCACGCAUAGUCACUGGAAGCGGCGCAUAUCAAGAUGGCAGUCUACGUAGUGUCAGAAGUGGCGUGGGGCUAGAAGAUCUUGGUGUACUGGGCGAGAUGGAACAUAUUUCAAAUCUCUUUAGUCUCAAGUCCGACGCAACCGCCCAAUACGCAGACACCCUUCUAGUAACUUUUGUAAACGAAUCCCGCGUCUUUAAAUUCGAUCCUCAAGGCGAGGUAGAGGAGGUUGAAGAAUUUGCAUCGCUGGCUUUAGAGGAGACCACUCUGGUUGCAGCCAACAUCUCACAAGGUCGCGUAGUCCAGGUUACCAGUGGUCGCGCACGGAUCUGUGAUCUAGAUGGUGGCAUGAUUGUAUCCGAAUGGAUGCCCAUGGGCGAUCAGACUAUCACAGCGGCAUCAGCCAACGACACGCACGUCCUGAUUUCGUUGGGCGGAGUGACUGUUGUAUCUCUCAACAUGACUGACGGCCUGCAAGUUGCGCAGCAAAAGACAUUUGGUACAGAAAGCCAAGUAGCUUGCGUUGCGUUACCCUCCGACUCGAGCUCAGUAUGCUUCCUUGGAUUCUGGAUGAACUCGCAACUCGCGAUUUGUUCGCUUGAUACGCUGGAGACUAUCAAGACUGUCACGAUAUCUGAUGAGUCAGUCCCUCGUUCAUUACUACUUACUCAGGUAUUCCCAGACCAGCCCCCAACACUGUUUGCCGCUAUGGCAGACGGCAACGUUAUCACGUACACAUUUGAUCCAUCGUCAUACGAACUGUUAGGGAAGAAGAGUAUCGUCCUUGGUACACGUGAAGCUACUUUCCGUGCUUUACCUCGCGGCGACGGAAUCUACAAUGUCUUCGCAACCUGCGAACACCCCUCACUGAUCUACGCCUCAGAAGGUCGCCUUGUCUACUCCGCUGUCACAGCAGAGAAAGCCACGGCAGUUUGUCCUUUUGACUCAGAAGCCUAUCCCGGCUCCGUUGCUAUCGCCACCUCGGAAGACCUCCGCAUCGCCCUCGUAGACACAGAACGCACGACCCAUGUCCAAACCCUCAAAGUUGACGAAACAGUUCGCCGCAUUGCAUACUCACCCAGUCUCAAAGCUUUCGGCCUCGGAACCAUCAAACGCAUUCUCAAGAAUGGCGAAGAAAUCAUGCUCAGCCAUUUCAAGCUCGUCGACGAGAUCCAGUUCAAGGAACUCGACACCUACGCCCUCAACGAAGAAGAACUUGUUGAGUGUGUUAUGCGCUGCGAGCUUGCCGACGGCUCGGGCGGGCUCGCCGAACGAUUCGUCGUUGGCACGGCCUAUCUGGACGACCAAAACGCAACGGCUGAACGCGGCCGUAUACUCAUCCUUGAAGUCACGCCUGAACGCGUGCUCAAGCUCGUCACGGAGCUCGCAGUCAAAGGCGGCUGUCGAUGUCUAGCCAUGUGCGAGGGCAAGAUAGUCGCCGCGCUGAUCAAAACAAUUGUCCUCUACGACGUUGAAUUCAAAACGCAAAGUAAACCCACUCUCGUCAAAGCCGCCACCUUUCGAUGUUCAACCGCGCCAAUCGACAUCACCGUCAACGGGCCCGUCAUCACAAUCGCAGAUCUCAUGAAGUCCCUCGCGAUGGUGAAGUAUCAAAAGGGCGAAGGAGGACUACCGGACAAACUCGUCGAGCUCGCGCGUCACUACCAGGUUACGUGGGCAACGGCCGUUGCAGAAAUAGAUACAGAGACGUUUCUGGAAAGUGACGCAGAGGGCAACCUCAUGGUCUUGAGCCGCAACGUCGAAGGCGUAACCGACGACGACAAAAGACACAUGCUUAUUAGCUCUGAGAUGCUGCUCGGCGAAAUGGUGAAUAGGAUUCGAAGAAUCGAUGUUCAGACUGCCCCGGAUGCGGUGGUGAUUCCUAGGGCCUUUGUUGGCACGGUACGCAUCUCCCCCCUUCUAUCCUCUCUCCCCUCAUCAUAUCCAAAUAACCCCCCAACUAACCACCAACACACACAGGUUGAAGGCAGCAUCUACCUCUUCGGCCUCAUCGCCCCCUCCCACCUCCACCUCCUCAUGACCCUGCAAUCCAAUCUCGCCGCCCUCGUCCCCGCACCGGGCAACAUGGACUUUGCCAAAUUCCGCGCUUUCCGCAAUCAAGUCCGCCAGGAUGAGGAAGAGCCCAAGCGGUUUGUCGAUGGUGAGCUGGUGGAGCGGUUUUUGGACUUGGGGGCUGAGGCGCAGGCGAAAGCCGUGCAGGGGUUGAGGCUCGGGGAGGCAGAGCUCGAUGUUGAGGCGGUUAGGGGGUUGGUGGAGGGUUUGAGGCGGUUGCAUUAG
This is a messenger RNA of Plenodomus lingam JN3, 3270 nucleotides long. The record is from RefSeq and is a predicted model, not a curated record. NCBI's taxonomy places the organism in Eukaryota, Fungi, Ascomycota, Dothideomycetes, Pleosporales, Leptosphaeriaceae.